Messenger RNA from Dreissena polymorpha, 4110 nucleotides. Its product is annotated as OTU domain-containing protein 3-like. Gene Ontology annotation, biological process: protein deubiquitination. Gene Ontology annotation, molecular function: cysteine-type deubiquitinase activity. The transcript has 9 exons. The record is from RefSeq and is a predicted model, not a curated record. Lineage: Eukaryota; Metazoa; Mollusca; Bivalvia; Myida; Dreissenidae. Bases 121 to 1392 code for a protein of 423 amino acids.
AUCUCGCAGUAGACUGGUUGUGUGCAUUUCCUGUUUCAUUAGUGAUCGCAGUGGGAUACGCAAAGCCUUGCGCAAGGUGUCGAUCUGAGUGAUACUGACUGAUAACAUAGAUCCAUUCCAAUGUCUGCGAGGCGAGUUAUCAACAGUCGCAUGGGGCGUCAGCAAGGUCAAGGCGGUGGCUGUAGUAGUGUCCAUGGUCAGCAUGGUGGCAAUGUGCACUACAUACCUCUCUAUCAAGAUACUGUCACUAGAAAACGGGAGGAGAGAAUGAUACGUGAAGCUCACCGAAGGGACAAGAAAAUGAAUUCAUAUCUAGAGGAAGAUGAGAACUAUCCAAGUUUUAAAAAUCAGCUAGCAAAGAUCGGUCUCGAACUUAGAGACAUCCCGGGAGAUGGGAACUGCUUGUUUCGCGCCCUGGGUGACCAGUUUGAAGGUCAUGUCCGGAACCAUUUCCGUCACCGGCAGGACGUGGUACGCUUCAUGGUGGACAACAAGGCAGACUUUGAACCCUUCCUGGUGGAUGAGGACACAUCCUUUGAACAGCACUUAUGGCAGCUGCAGAAGAUGGGCACAUAUGCAGGCAAUGAUGCCAUAGUGGCCUUCUCUAGACUGCACAAACUAAACAUCAUCAUACAUCAACUGAACUCUCCCUUCCUCCUGAUACAGGGACCAGACAGCUGUUCAUCAACCACACGUCAGCUGCACAUCGCCUACCACAAUGGAGACCACUACUCCAGCGUACGAAGAGUGGGAGACAACACUGAAUCACCCACCAAUAUCAGACUUAAGCUAGGAGAGAGUGAGAAGCCAACUGGUUUCCCAGAAUUCCCAGGCCAUGAUGAUGGGGUGGUGAGGGCUGUCCGUGAUACUGUGAGACUGGUUGAGGAGGUUGUCACAGCCACGGGCUGUCCAGACCGAGACCACGUGCUGCAGUGCCUAGCAGACUGUGACUAUGAUGUGGAUGCCACAGUGGCCUAUCUACUACAGGCAUUGGAAACUAUGAAUGGUUUGAUAGAUGACUCAACCUCACUGGGGUCCCAGAUGACCUCCACAGACAGUGGGAUCUGGUCAGAGGACGGGAGCUCCCCACCGCGGGGCACAGGCCCCACCCACAGCAGGCAGGCCAGUCUGGGGGGCAGCUCAGGAUAUGGCUCACAUGACCACCCCUCUGCGGCUAGAAUGAAAGGCUUCAUCCAGCCAGCUGAUAAAGAGAAGGUGUCCAAGAUGAAGCUGACCAGUAAGCAGUCCAAGAAACAGAAGAAGUUGGAGAAGAAGCAGAGAGCAGAGGAGAAACAUAAGAUGAAGGUGCUAGGACUGCAGCCACGUAUCCCUGACGACGAGGAUCAGGUCAUCACCAUAGUAACCAGGGAUCUGCAGAUGGCCAGGAUAUGAGUGAAGGUCACACUAUUGUGACUAGUGACAUGAAGAUGGUCAUGAUAUCCAUGCAUACUUUAGCACAUGUUGAACAUGUUCUUGAUAAUUAGGUUUGUUUUAUGCCAUUUCAACAUUCCAUUGCUGUAAGGAUAUAUAUCUGAUAUGUCAUUCAAUGCUUUGUUACUCACUAGGUAGGUGAUAUGCUAUUUUACUACACGAUAGUCAACAUGUUUUGUAAUGAAUGCAAAGGUUGUUCAAUAGGAUGAAAUUGAUGUGCGCUAGCCAACAUCCCAGUUUGGCAUUUUUAGCUCAUCUAUUUUUUGAAAAAAAAAUAUGAGCUAUUGUCAUCACCUUUGCGUCGGCGUCAGCGUCGGCGUCAGCGUCCGGUUAAGUUUUGUGUUUAGGUCCACUUUUCUCAUAAAGCAUCAAAAUUAUUGCAUUCAAACUUGGUACACUUACUUACUAUCAUGAGGGGACUGGGCAGGCAAAGUUAGAUAACUCUGGUGUGCAUUUUGACAGAAUUAUGUGCCCUUUUUAUACUUAGAAAAUUGAAAAUUUCGUUAAGUUUUGUGUUUAGGUCCACUUUAUUCCUAAAGUAUCAAAGCUAUUGCUUUCAUACUUGCGACAUUUACUAACUAUCAUAAGGGGACUGUGCAGGCAAAGUUAUGUAACUCUGACUGGCAUUUUGACAGAAUUAUGGCCCCUUUUUACUUAAAAAAUUGAAAAUUUCAUUAAGUUUUAUGUUUUGGGCCGCUUUACUCCUAAAGUAUCAUCGCUUUUGCUUUCAGACUUGGAACACUCACAAACUAUCAUAAGGGGACUUUACGGAACCAGUUGCAUAAAUCUUGCAUAAAUCUGGUUGGCAUUUUGACGGAAUUAUGGCCCUUUUUUGACGCAGUAACUUUGAAUAUAUGGUUAAAUUUUGUGUUUACAUCCACUUUACUUCUAAAGCAUCAAGGCUAUUGCUUUUAAACUUCAAAAACGUUCAUACUAUCAUGAGGGUACUGUACCUGGCCAGUUGAAUUUUACCUUGACCUUUGAAUGACCUUGAUUCUCAAGGUCAAAUUAUUAAAUUUUGCAAAAAUUGCCAUGACUUUGUUAUUUAUGAUCAGAUUUGAUUGAUACUUUGACAAAACAACUCUUACAUGACAUACUACAAUAGACUCCACCCAAACCAUCCCCCCCCAAGAAAAACAUUUUUUUUCAUUUUUUUUUCAAAGAUCAUCUUAUAAAUGACCACACCCUCACACUAUACCCCGACCCCAACCAUCCACCGCCCGAUUUUUUUUUUGAAACAUGGUUAAAAAACAAAAAUAUAUAUUUUUAUUAUUUUAUUUUGAAAGACCGUCCAACUAUCCCACCCUAGAAUCCCCCCCCCCCCAAAAAAAAAAAUAUUUGUAUUUUGUUUUUGCAUUUUUAUUCCUUAUUUUUGGGAGAUAAUGUAAUAAAUGACCGACCACGCCCCCACACUUUACACCCCUCUCCACCCCACCCAUCCAUCUUUUUUAUUGAAGUAUUGAGAUAGUUUCCUUCACCUUUAAAACGAAAAAUAGAUGAGCGGUCUGCACCAGCAAGGCGGUGCUCUUGUUCAAAUAUGUUUCUGUGCAAUUCAAAAUAAAUGUAUAGUGUUGUUAAAUAAACAGAGGGUAGUUAUUGUAAAUAUUUAUUGCAUAAUAUUGAUAUUAGUAGUCUAUGUGAUAUUGCUGUUUGUACGAGAAAAAUACUCACCAAAAUGUGAUAUUGUAUAUAUCUGUAGCUUAAACAUGAGCUGUAGUUAUCUGUCCACGUGUUUCUGGGUAUCAUGUAUCCAAUAUUAGACCAUUGAGGAAAACAAUUCUAAAUUAUGAGUGAAUUAGUUUUCAAAUAAACUAUCAUAUUUUUUACUUUACGCUUCAAAUUAUUAUUUAUUUUGUUCAACUUUCAAACCAACUUACAAAAAAAGCAAACCAAAACUGAUAUUGAAUUGCUGUUAUAUAUCAACUAUUUUUGCAACAAUUAUACUUUAUGUUAUUUGUUUUACUGUUGCCCAUUUCACUGCUCAUGCAUAUUAUGCAGAUGCUAAUCUUUGUUGGUAAUUUACACAAUCUUUAUUGAAGUGUAACCAAAUCCUAAACCAGUUUCAGUGAGACUACUGGUUAUUCAGUCUUUAUAGUAAGAGUGUUGAGGUGAUUGGGUAGAUGAUGGUUGUAACUAAACUAAUGUAUAUAGUGUUUGUGAUUCAUUACAUCAUCAGGUCCCCAUUUCUACAUAUAGUCUGCUAUGAAGACUUAUGUUCCUACUUAUUUAUACAUUUUUGUUGGUUAUUGUUGCAUGUUCAGUACCUACUUUUUGUUCUCUUUGUGAAAAAUAGUUUUUUUGAAAUGAUAAUAUUAAAAGUUUACUAGAGGAUGUAAUAUUUCAUUCAUUCUGCAUUGUUUAAGAGACAGUAAACCAGGUAGGAAUAGGCAGUAAUUUAUAGAAAGUAAUAAUUUUUAAUUUCAAUAUAUUUGCUUACAAUUUCAAUGUUCUCAUUAUUCAAUUAAAUGUUUUAUUUGUGUAACUUAGAUUCACUUAAUUUCAAAAUAUGCUGACUUGUUAAACAGUUUUCAGUUUGCAACACUUAAUUGAUGCUGAAAACUUUUGAGAGGGACUAGUUCAUUUAGUCCCAGAGUUGUUACACUUAUAUAUUUGUAAGUAUUGUUCAAAGAAUAUCUAUACACUUUUAUAUUCUAUUUACAUAAUAAAUCUAGAACUUAA